Messenger RNA from Didymodactylos carnosus, 483 nucleotides. The record is from the annotation of a GenBank genome assembly. Lineage: Eukaryota; Metazoa; Rotifera; Eurotatoria; Philodinida; Philodinidae.
AUGAAAUUAUUUGCUGAUGACGCAUCACUGUAUAGGAAAGGAACUGAUCUUCAACAAAUGGCUUCUGAUUUAAAUAAUGACCUAGUCAUGAUUGAUAAAUGGUCUCAACAUUGGAAAUUAUCUCUUAAUAUAUUGAAGUGUGGAACAAUGCUAUUCACAGUAAAACCUGUUCCUGCUGUUCUACCGCGUUUAUACAUUGCUAAUAAUCCGGUCAGGCAAACCACUGUUCAUAAACACUUGGGAUUGUUAUUAACUGUAAGGCUAGAUUGGACUACGCAUAUUGAUAAUAUACUACUUAGGAUCAAUAAACUGAUUGGACUAUUAAAAUUGCACAGUCGUGUGGUAAAUCGACAAGCAUUAGAUAGCGCACAAUAUCGUGCAGCAUUAGCUGUUACCGGUGCUAUGUGUGGUAGUAGUUCCGAAUCUAUUCUAUCUGAUCUUGGCUGGUCUUGUAUUCGUGAUAUAUUUAAGCAACGUAACUAG